Messenger RNA from Amphimedon queenslandica, 1619 nucleotides. RefSeq lists its product as uncharacterized. The coding region runs from base 32 to 1243 and encodes 403 amino acids. The transcript has 13 exons. Gene Ontology annotation, molecular function: zinc ion binding; nucleic acid binding. The record is from RefSeq and is a predicted model, not a curated record. NCBI's taxonomy places the organism in Eukaryota, Metazoa, Porifera, Demospongiae, Haplosclerida, Niphatidae.
AAGGAAAGGGGCGGGGCUCAGAGUCAGAGCUAUGGCUGGAUUGCCCAUUCCAAAGCAAUCAAAAUUAGUCUAUGAGAAGUAUCUUACAUCAAAGCACCUGCUACAAAAUCUAAGAAGUUACAACUUGGCAGCUGGUAAUAUUGAUUCAUUGAAACAUGUAGCAUCAAAUGAAGACAAUAAAGAGAAGGCAUUUGCUGCUUUAGUAAGAGGUGAAAGCAGUCGUCCACCUGUUGCCAAUGACCCAUCAUCAGUUAAUAGAAAAAGAAAGAGAAGGAGGCAUGGUCGUAAAGGAAAAUCUACUAAAAAUUUAGACUCUAAAGAAACCUCAUUUAAAGACGUCAGUAUUCCUCCUCCUCCUUCUCUCUGUCCUACUGCUUCCUCUCACCCUCUGUCACUGGUAGCUGAUUACAGUGACAGUGAUAAUAAUGAAGAGUUCGAAAUACCACAAGUUGUUAAAGAUAUGUACAAUAGUUCGGAUGCUGACGAUGAUGAAGGGUCUGGUGUUGCAUCCAUUCAGGAACCCCAGCUCUCAAAUUUGCCUCAUUUUGAUAGUGACUCAGACCCAGAGAGAUUAGUGUUCUUUGAAGCAAGCACUAGCAGUGACUCUGAGUCUACUGAAAACACAAAAAUAACCAAAACUGAAAUCAAAGCAAGCUCUGAGCUCUCAUCUUAUAACUGUGGUAGGUGUGGUAAAGCAGGUCACCUAACGCAACAUUGCACUGUUACUAAAAAAGCUGGGUCAUCAGAAAGACCAAAACUUAAAAUACCACCAAAACUAAGGAGACUAUAUUCUAUCUGUAGGGAGAUCAGACAGUCAAGUAGAGGCAGUUGUGCUGAGUGUGGCAUUCAUAGCAACCUUGUUCAUUGUCUAGAUUGUCGUUCUAUAUUUUGUGAUGGACGCGGUCACUUAUCUCGACACUUACUAUCUCAUCCAUCACACAAGACUCUGUACUCGUACAAACUGGAUAAACUAAUUAAAUGCUGUAAAGCUGACUGCAGUGUGGCUGAUGUGUAUCAGUUAUUAAUGUGUUCACAGUGUCUGUCAAAAUGUUUUUCUCUACAUUACUCAAUGGUGACAGCAACCUGGUCAUCAAAAGGUCUCAAGUCAAUAACUAAUGCUCUGUGCUGUAAUGAACAUUUCCAAUGGCACAGAAUGAACUGUAGCUCUACUGCUGAGGAAUAUCUCAUCUCUCAAUCACAACUGACAAACCCUACUGGACUAUUAUCAGAAUUCUUCUUUUAAAAAAAUAGUGUGAAUAUUGUAAUUAUAUAUAAGCUUGCAUGAAGUAAAAAAGUAAGAGAGAGAGAGAGAGAUACCAGCUGAGAGGAGGUACAAUGUGCAGUGGAGUACAUCAGGAAACGGAGGGGCCAGACCUGAUGUCCCAAUACACAGUGCAACUCAACCCAGCGGGCAGAGAACAUGGGAGAAUGGAUGGCCUGGGCCCAUUGACCAACCACUUCCCAUCCCUCACUCUACACUGAUAUGAACUAUCCUUUUAUAGAGUCCAUUAAAUUGUAAUUUAAACAGUCCAUUACAGACACGGAAUGAACUAUAAAGUGAUGCUAGUGUCUCUCACUCACAAUUACUAGAUUAUUCUUUAUAGUAUAAUUAUUCAUAA